AAUGCGUUCAUUCUGUCCAAUUGAAGGUGGAAAUAAAUGCUUUUAGGAGUGUCUGUCCAUUAUCAUUUGGCGCGAAGCUUUUGCAGUUGAGGAAUGAAGUGAAUGAAAACGAGGAAGGCAGAUAUUCAGGUAUUAUUUUCCCCGUCUGUGAUCAGCUAUGAAAUGCAGCAAGAAGAAAGUAUGCUUCAGUAUGGUUCCUGUCGUAAUUGCUGUUGCAACACUUGUUACAUGUGCUGCCAUAUUUUUUCCAGAAUUUGGAUCUGCCGUUAAACCAGCAGAAUCAGCGGACUUAUUAUGUGAUGGGAAAGAUUGCCCUGAUAUUCAGCAUUCCUUAGCAGCAGCCGUGUCUAGGAAAAGCUGCGAUAGUGAAGAAUGCGUUCUUGCAGCUGCAAAGGUUAUUCAGUUGAUGGACAGAUCAGUAGAACCUUGCGAUGACUUCUUCAACUUCGCUUGCGGAAAUUUCCACCAUCAGCAUGCUUUGCCAGAAGGGAAAACUGUUUUCAACAGCUUUCAUGCCUACGAGGAACAGCUGGAUUUGGACAUUAAAAGUAUUUUAGAAGAACCGAAUUAUGGUAAUGAUACUGAUUCCUUACUGAAAACGAAGCAAGUUUACAAAUCUUGUAUGGAGGUUGAUCAUGAAUCUUCGGCUCAGCACUUGCAAGAGGUGUUGUCCAGCAUGGGCAUCGGCGAGUGGCCUCUACUCAAUCCGGACUGGAAGGAAUGCCGGCUGGAUCUCGAGUGGAGGAUGGCGAAACUGAAUGCCAUUGGAAUGUCCUCUCUCGUCCGACUGGAGACGUUUUUCAGACAGGAUGCCGAUUACCGAUUGGAAGCAGCUAUGAGAAUUGCUCGCCCUCUCGUUUUUGUGAACGACUGUUCCGACGAAGACGCCAACUCAACAAUGAUAUUGGAAAAAGUAGUGGAACACAGAAAAGCACUCAUAGCAGUAUUGGAAUUGCUUGAUGUAAACGUAACCGAUGCUGUAGAAGCUGAUAUAGACGAAUUAUUUAUUUUCGAUCAUGAUUUCUGCAAUGCUACCCAGAAAUGUUAUAAUAAUGCAGAAGAUGCUCCAAGAAAAGGAAAAGAAAGAUUUACCUUGCACAAAUUAGCAGACGCUGCUCCUCAAAUAAAUUGGGUCAGGUGGCGAAAUAUAGUCUUCAGUGAACUCAGACUCAAUUUUCCUCACGAUAAGGAAGAUAUUUACGUUCAUCAAAUAGAAAACUGCAUCGAAGAUCUAGAUGGAUUGUUGCGGAAAACUCCAGCAAAGGUUCUGUCCAAUUAUUUGGCUUGGAAAUUUGUUUUAACUCAUUUAGGGUAUUUGGGAGCUCCUUUUCGCCAAGUUCUUGAAAAUCAUCCGUCUCUGCCAGAAGAUGUAAGCGAGCAGUUCGACAUCGUUCCAAAGUAUUCCAUCCCCCUGUGGAAACAAUGUGUUGGUUACAUUAAAGGCCAUAUGCCUAUGAAUGUGUUGAAGGUAUAUCAUGAUCGUCUUGAGCAAGAAGGAGCUGAUGAAGAAGCAAUGGACGCAAUUUCAAGCACUAUAAAGAAUGAAUUUCGAAUCAUUAUGAAGGACACCAGAAGUCUUCUAGAAAACGAUCGCGUUAAAUGUGUGCACAAGAUUGAUAAAAUUCAAGUAUCGUUGGCGUAUCCACCAAAAGAUGAUAAUUUCUUUGCAACAUUUUAUUCAAGUAUGGGACCGGCUAGAAAUAAUUUCAUGAGAAAUGGAAUGGCACUGAGAUCUAUCAAAUUGAAAAAAUUAAUGGAAGGAGUGUCCACUUCAAAGUCUGAACAAGAUAUGGAUAUCCUUCUUCAGACGAUUUUUCCUCCUUUACAAGUUGCUCUUCGGAUGUCAUUUGAUAGUGAUUUCGUAAUUAUUUCUUUACCAUUGCUAAAGUCACUGGGAAUUUCUGAUACUUUACCAAAAUAUAAGUCAAUGGCGUCUAUGGGCAUGUUUCUGGGACAUGAAUUAAAUCAUGCAUUUGACUUAACAACUUUAGACCCAUAUCUGGGAUCGAACUGGACAACUUUCCCGAGUUAUGUACUACGACAGGUUCAGAGGAAGGCUCAGUGUUUUAUGAAAGUUCCAACACAUGGUAAUACUACGUCGAUGAUGAACGCUCAACCAACGAUCAUUGAAGACUUAAGUGAUCAUCAAGGAGUUCACCUUGCUUUCAAAGCUUAUCUGAGAUAUUUAAAUGAAGAAGGUGAUGAAGAAAUUUUACCAGGACUGCCAUUUUCAAAUGUUGAACUGUUUUAUAUUAACUUUGCACAGCAAUUUUGUGAAAUUCGAUCGACAGAUGAAAACGAUGGUGAUACUAGUCCUGGUCAUAAAAGAGUCAAUGAUGUGUUGAGUAAUUAUCCACCGUUUUCUGAAACAUUUCGGUGUCCCCUAGGCAAGCCAAUGAAUGCUCAUAAGUGUGAUAUCUUGUGGCACUAAUUCACAUCACAAAGAAUGUGAAUUUGAUUAUUUAAUAUUUAUGUAAAUGUUUGUAUAUUCUUUUUUGUUUCGAUACGUGACCAUUAAUUUGUUAAUGGUAUUUUUUUGUCACAACGAAGUAUUAGUGUGUAUUAUUUGCAGUCAAUAAAAAUGUUUCUUUGUAAA
Messenger RNA from Argiope bruennichi, 2596 nucleotides. RefSeq names its product neprilysin-11-like. The transcript is spliced from 21 exons. NCBI's taxonomy places the organism in Eukaryota, Metazoa, Arthropoda, Arachnida, Araneae, Araneidae. Gene Ontology annotation, biological process: protein processing. Bases 158 to 2431 code for a protein of 757 amino acids. Gene Ontology annotation, molecular function: metalloendopeptidase activity. Gene Ontology annotation, cellular component: plasma membrane. The record is from RefSeq and is a predicted model, not a curated record.